CAAGGUCAACAACAGUCAACAACAUCAAUUUUAAUAGAAUAUACCUAUAUAUUUUAUUAUUUUAAAAUUAUUUGAAUAAAAUUUGAAAAUACAUAGAAAAUUCCUACAGGUAUAAAGUUAGGCAUCGUCGAAGCAAAAUAAAACGUCCUCGUUCAGUAAUUGCUCAAGGUUCAACAUCAGCACCAAUUGAUGAUGAGACUGAACGUUCAAGAAGUCGUAAAUCACUUGGACUAUCAAGAAUAACACGUAGAGAUGGUAUUGCUAAAUGCAUAAAGUUAAAUACACAAAUUAAAAAAAAUAUUAAAAAUGAAACACUAUUAGUAUCAAGUCCACUACUUCCUCGUACAUCACUUCCGAAAUACAUGGUAUCAAAUCUUCAAACACCCAGAACAACACAGAUGAUAAUGGAGCGUGUUAAUGAUGAUUGCUUGGCUGAAAUAUUCAAGUAUGUGCCAGCAUGUGAGAGACUGAAAAUCGCACUGGUAUGCAAAAAAUGGGAAAGAGCCCUUAAUUAUUCUUGGUUUAAUGUCAAAAAAAUUAAAUUAACUUAUUGGCGAUAUCAUGAAUUUCCAUAUUGUUUAAGAAAUUAUCAAACGUUAGAUGAAGUAUUGAAUUUUUUAAAGUCACUGCUUAAUAAAUGUGGUCGUUAUUUAAAAACAUUAGACUUGACAGCUUAUUGUUUUUGUAACAUAGUGCCAAUUAUCAAUGAUUAUUGUCCAAACCUCGAAAAACUUCGAUUGAGAUUCAUCUCGAUUGACGAUACAAUGUUAUUCAAUGCAUUUACACGUUUAUCUAAACUAAAAUCCUUGACAAUUAUAUUUGAAAAUAUGAAAGGUAAAUCAAUACCGGUGACUUUAAUAAAUUCAUUGAGAAACAUUGCUGAUACAUUAACUGAACUGAAUUUGUUAAAUUUUGUCAAUCACUUGGAUGAAAGCUGUAAUUAUCCAAAAGAAUUUGAUUGUGUGAUUCAUGAACUACAAGUCAUGGAAAAGUUUGAAGUUGCUGGUAUACGAGGUUCCAAUGAUUUAUUCAAGUAUUUCAAACCUAAUGAAAUGCCAUUUUAUUUCAACCAUAAUAAAUAUCUUGAAAAACCUCCUUAUCUGGGACAUUUGUUUAUAAAUAUCAGGUCAUUAGAUUUAUUAAGUUGCUAUAUUAAAGAUGAUACUUUGUAUACUAUUGCCAAUACCAUCAAGCAAUUGAAUAGUUUAACUAUUAAUUGUGCUCGAAUAACCGAUGACGGUGUAGUAGUACUUUCAAAGAUGAAUAAUUUACAAGAUAUUUAUUUGAUCGGUGAGAAUAAUGUCAUUGAUUCUUCAAUUCAAUUGCUCAAGAAUAUAGUAAAAUUAUCUUUGCCACGAAGCAAUAAAAUUACUGAUGUUUCAGUCAUGAAACUUGUUGAAAAUUCACUAAAAAUUAAGUACCUUUUUCUUCUCUACUCAAGUGUGACUGCUAAUUUUGUCAAAAAAGCAGCAGAAAUAUCAAGCAAACGAAAACAACAUUUGGCAAUCACCAUUAAUUCAUUAAUACCUGAUUUAUUUCGUCAUGUGGAUAAAGUGCCGCAUAAAGAAUUUCAAAAUUAUCCAAAUGAUCUGCAUUCAAAUGAAACAUAUUUUCCAAUGGGAAGUGGUGGUUUAACUAAUGUAAGUUAUUAA
Messenger RNA from Aphidius gifuensis, 1652 nucleotides. RefSeq lists its product as uncharacterized. Gene Ontology annotation, biological process: SCF-dependent proteasomal ubiquitin-dependent protein catabolic process. The coding region runs from base 363 to 1652 and encodes 429 amino acids. Gene Ontology annotation, cellular component: SCF ubiquitin ligase complex. The record is from RefSeq and is a predicted model, not a curated record. The transcript is spliced from 4 exons. NCBI's taxonomy places the organism in Eukaryota, Metazoa, Arthropoda, Insecta, Hymenoptera, Braconidae. Gene Ontology annotation, molecular function: protein binding.